This is a messenger RNA of Aspergillus saccharolyticus JOP 1030-1, 1839 nucleotides long. RefSeq lists its product as uncharacterized. The transcript has 2 exons. The record is from RefSeq and is a predicted model, not a curated record. Bases 373 to 1719 code for a protein of 448 amino acids. NCBI's taxonomy places the organism in Eukaryota, Fungi, Ascomycota, Eurotiomycetes, Eurotiales, Aspergillaceae.
CUGGGGAACUCCUGACUUGCCUUCACAAUGAAUGCUCAGCUGUGCUACUAAUCUCCACACCUUUCUUUCUUUUUUUCUUCCUAUUCCACAUUGCCGUGCAUUCCCUCGUCAAGUUCUGAUCAAAGUGCGCUCACUUGAUCGGGGUGCUCUGCCUACCAUCGCUCUGUUUUGUCCACUUCCAGUCCAGCCGGAUAAUCGCCCUUCCCUCUGCGAAGCCCCCCUUCCCCCGGGCCAGUCACUCUUUCUGCGGUGUAAAACCGAUCGACCAACAGCUCCUCUAUAUCCAGCGCCUGCGACAGCUAGAGUGAGCAUACUUCUGGGCUCGACUGUUCCUGCGAAAGGAUUUCAAUUUAUCUCUGUGAGGCCUGAACCAUGGCCACGACAGAGGGACCCGCCAGGGCGCAUGAUCGCAAUGGACGUCGGCACCCCUUCUCCAGUUGGAUGAAACGACUUGCUAGUUUGAAACACUCGACCGAUUCAGGUUCCAACCGUUGGUCUCACAAGCGCCAUGCGAUGCCGAAACACAAGAACCGCAGUUCGAAGAAUAACCCUUACCCACUUUCGGGAAAUGACACCGUCACCAAUCCGUAUGGGGAUUAUGUUAGCGAUGCUACUGCGUCGGAUGUUAGUGCCGAAACUGAUGAGCAGUCUUGCUCUCGAAGUGAACCUUCAAUCGCAUAUUCUGGAUACGAGCACCAGGUCCCCGCCACCAGCGCCAAAUCCACUGCACCAACUAUAUCUACCAACGGCGACACAGCUAUAUCAGAUGCAGCAUAUUCGAAAGCAGGCACAAUGGUCACAGCUGGGGGAGGGAUCAGCUCCCACGGCGGAGGCGAAGGAAGCACCUUUUCAUCCCCCGCGCCGUCCGUCCGGUCCCUGACCACAACAUUGACCACUGUUCAAUCGGCGGCGCCAUCGGGCCACCUCUACAAUUCUCAAAAUCUCCAUCAUGGCCUUGCUCAUACCAACUCUUUACAGAAUCAUGCGACCCAGCAAGUCCAGUUUUCUCAUCAAUUCCCUUCCUCGCCGGCCACGGCUGUCCCGCCCCACCUUACCCCUCACGGUCACUCGGUAACUUAUAGCACGGCGACGGCGAACAACCUCCUGACAGACAAUGCCUCAAUUCUAACACUGGCGUCCUCAUCCAAGCGACGGCGCCGUAACUCACUUGACACCAAUGCUUCGGUGCGCGCCUUAGCCCCAUCCUCUGUCUUCGGCGGCAGCCGGGAGAGUUUGCCCCUGAGCGUCCUCAGCGGUACCAUUGGAGAGCAGCCUUCCAACACCUCCUCGCUUAACGCUCCAGGCGUUCUCAGUCGUCCUAGCUUGGUUGGACUUGCUAGCGUAGAACGUGCCAGUGUUUAUUCAGCUUCAGGCGCUAAUCCAUUGACCGGAAGUGGUGAGCGUGGUAAUUAUCACAAAACCGCCACCACGGCUGGGGACGCUGCGAGCAUUGUUAGUGCAGCUCAGUCACAUAGUCGACAUGAUAGUAACGCCACCAGCAUUAACGGCGCCGGGGUCAGUAACGUUUGGCAAGGGUCAUCCCAGCAGCAACACCAGGCAGCAGCAGCAGCAACAGCGGGGGGGCGCAUCAGUCGUCGCAGCUCAGGAUGGGGCGAGAUCAAUGGCGACGAAAGCGACGAAGAUAAGGUGCUCGGGAGAAAACCUGGAGAGCAUGAGGAGGUCAUGACAGAACCCUUGGCCAGAAAGUCGGGGCAUUAGGUCAAUGGCUGGCAAGCUCCGGGGUUGGUUUAUUCCAAUACCGCCGGUCUGGUCCGCAUGAGCUAAAUUUCCCUCAAAAUGCUCUUCUCAUUCAACUCCCUACAGACAAUCGCAACGAAG